AUGCCCAAGAAGACAACGGCGGCCAAAGCAGCCAAAAAGGCAAAAGCUUUACAAAAAGUGGAGAAGAAGGAGACCAAAGACGCCUUGAAGGAAAAGGGAAAGUCCAAAUCUAAAUCUAAGAAAGGCAACGAUUCAGAUUCGGACGGCGAUGAUCUUGAAGGAAUACUGGAAAAGAUGCGUAAAGAAUGGGAACUUGCACAUACAGUUACGGAGGAAUUGGUUGAAGGUCCACCAAGCCGCAGAGCCAAUGCGACUCUGACUGCAUGCCCGAAUGGCAAUCACCUAUGGUGUAUUGGCGGAGAGUUCUUCGGCGAAGACGGAAAAGCUUACUUCUAUAAUGACACAUUUAGAUAUACUCCGGAGAAGGAUGAAUGGCGUAAAUUCAUUUCACCUACAUGUCCCGGUCCAAGAUCUGCACAUGCUGUUGUAGCCUCACCUGGAGGAGGGGGCAAACUAUUUUUAUUCGGCGGUGAAUUUUCUUCUCUUCAUCAGAAUUCGUUCCACCAUUAUCGUGAUUUCUGGUGUUUCGAUAUAUCGACACACUCUUGGGAACGCAUUGACACGAAAGUACGCCCUACAGCGCGAUCUGGACACCGUAUGGCCGUUUGGAAGCACUUGAUCAUCCUAUUUGGGGGUUUUUAUGACCCAGGAAUCACCACUCGGUAUCUAAACGAUCUUUGGGUUUUCGAUACCCAAGAAUAUAAAUGGACUUUAAUUGAGAUGAAGUUGACAGACUCGAGGCCUUCACCUCGCAGUGGUUUUUCUUUUCUACCCUGCGCUGACGGAAUCGUCUUACACGGUGGAUAUUGUAAAGAAUAUGCUAAAGGAAAACGACCUGUAGGGAUCAUGCUGGAAGAUACCUGGUUAUUGAAAAUAACAGAGGAGACUCCUCCCACGCCAUCCACGAGCACAAAAACACCUACGACAUCAACCAAAUCGAAGCCCUCAACGUCAAAAAACUCGUUCAGUAUGCCAACUUUCAAAUGGGAAAAACGCAAGCGACCGUCGGACGCGUAUGCCCCUUGUCUCCGUAGCGGUUGUACCAUGACACUUUGGGCAGCGAAAUCCAUGGGUAUUCUUUUUGGAGGUGUGACCGACGAGGAUACGAGCGAGGAGAGAUUAGAUAGCGUGUUUUGGAACGACCUAUACGGAUAUAAUCUGAAUGGGAAGGGUAAAUGGAUAAGCAUGACGCUGAAGAAGCCAAAGGCGAAGGGCGGCAAGGGACAGGCGAAGAAACAAGUGAAGAAGAAAGACAAAUGGGACAGCGAUGAUGAGGGCGACCCGUUGACCGAACAAGGGGCUGGGGGACCUGUGUCUUUACCUCCCGCCUCGGCUGACAAGGACAUAGGCGUCGAAGACCCGCUCCUGACUGUUCCAAUGCCUCGCUACAACACGAUGCUCGCCGUGCUUAAAAACACGUUGUACAUAUAUGGCGGAAUCAUUGAGAAAGGGUCCCGCGAAUACACACUAGAUGAUUUUCACGCUCUACAGCUGGAUAAAAUGGAAAGAUUCAUCUGCUUGAAGAAACCUGAAGUGGUCAUACCAGAAGGCGAGCAAGAAAGCAGCAGUGACGAAGAUGAAGACGAAGAUGACGAUGACGAAACGGAAGACGAAGAGGAUGAAUAUGAUGAUGAUGAUGAUAUUGAGACUUUGGUCGGGGCAGAUGAAACGUCGGAAUUCAAGCUUGGCGAAGAUAUGGCCACGAUAUACGAUGAACCUGAGGUCAUCAAGAAAGUCGGGGCUGUUUUGGAUUAUCUCUCUCUCGCUGAUGAGAAUUUUUUGGACAAACAGGAUGAGAAACCUUCCGUGGAUCCCUCGAAAGACGGGCAGGAACGUCCUGCGGAAGAUGCUAAAAAUACACCGCUCCCAGGAGAGACUCUGGCUAUGUUUUACGCACGUUGCAGAGACUACUGGACCCAGGAAGCCAUGGGAAGUGACGAUUUGGACCGAAAGCAGCUCCGUCGCGUAGCAUUUUCUCUAGCGAAAGAACGUUACGAUGAGUACAAGCCGAUGCAAAAAGAGAUAGAAAAGAUAUUGGAAGAAGCUGGUCUGGACGAGGAGGAAAUGAGGAGAGGUGCUGCCGCUGGACCGACCAACACAAGCGGCACAAGUCGAAAUAGACGAUGA
Psilocybe cubensis is the source of this 2127-nucleotide messenger RNA. RefSeq lists its product as uncharacterized. The coding region runs from base 1 to 2127 and encodes 708 amino acids. Gene Ontology annotation, molecular function: protein binding. The record is from RefSeq and is a predicted model, not a curated record. NCBI's taxonomy places the organism in Eukaryota, Fungi, Basidiomycota, Agaricomycetes, Agaricales, Agrocybaceae. The transcript has 13 exons.